AUGUCUACAUUCGGCAGCGUAACGGCGUCGAUCAAGUCCGAAAAGUAUUACUUCUUCACCAUGACACAGGUACUCGGCUCCGUUCCUAUUAUCACGUCAUUAAUGUAAGUCUUAUUAUUAAAUUGACAUAACACCCGUCCUUUCCCUCCCCCCCCUCAUCUAUUGUUAUUCCUUUUGAGAAGAUCAACUUAAGUUCCAACGGAAAUCCACAAAUUGUGUAGAAAGUUUUGACAAUAAACUUUCUCUAAAUUAAUCAAAAACUAUAAAUCAAUCAUAAAUUUCAAGGUAUAUCGUCGCAACGGUGAGCUUGGCUGUCCAACAUUAUCGGAUUUAUCAAUUCAAGUUCACCAGUGUCGCCUACAUAACUCCUGAAAGCUCAAUUGCCACCGUACCUCGAAACUCCAAGCCUCGGCAUCAACAUCGGCCACACAGAAACACUGGUCCACCAAAACCACAGCCUAGACGAAGGUCUAUGUGGUAA
This is a messenger RNA of Bursaphelenchus okinawaensis, 481 nucleotides long. NCBI's taxonomy places the organism in Eukaryota, Metazoa, Nematoda, Chromadorea, Rhabditida, Aphelenchoididae. The record is from the annotation of a GenBank genome assembly.